AUGAAGCUCUCGCAGUCCGCCCUGUUGGCAUUCGCCGCCGCGGUGCUCGCCGCCCCUCCCUCGGAACCCCGGCAAACCACCGCUGGGUGCUCCUCCGAUGUCACCCUCGACCCCAGCACCAAUGCCUUCAAGAAGUACACGCUUCAUGCCAACACCUUCUACCGCAGCGAGGUUGAGGCUGCCGUGAAGACCAUGACCGACUCCAGCCUUGCCGCGGCCGCCGCCAAGGUUGCCGACGUUGGUAGCUUCUUGUGGCUCGACACCAUUGAGAACAUCGGCAGGCUUGAGCCAGCUCUCGCCGAUGUCCCUUGCGACCACAUCCUCGGUCUGGUCAUCUACGAUCUGCCCGGUCGUGAUUGCGCCGCCAAGGCUUCCAACGGCGAGUUGAAAGUUGGCGAGAUCGACAAAUACAAGACCUCGUACAUUGACCCCAUCGUCAAGAUCCUCAAGGCCCACUCCAACACGGCCUUCGCGCUUGUCAUCGAGCCCGACUCCCUCCCCAACCUGGUGACCAACGCCGACUUGCAGACCUGCAAGGACAGCGCCGCCGGCUACCGUGAGGGUGUCGCCUACGCCCUCAAGUCGCUCAACCUGCCCAACGUCGUCAUGUACGUCGACGCUGGACACGGUGGCUGGCUCGGCUGGGACGCCAACCUCGACCCCGGUGCAGAGGAGCUUGCCAAGGUCUACAAGGACGCUGGCAGCCCCAAGCAGGUCCGCGGUUUCGCGACCAACACCGCCGGCUGGAACUCUUGGGACGAGAGCCCCGGUGAGUUCUCCACCGCCUCGGACGCCAAGUACGACAGCUGCCAGAACGAGAAGAUCUACGUCGACACCUUCUCGCCUCUGCUCAAGAAGAACGGCAUGCCCGGCUACGCCAUCGUCGACACUGGCCGCAACGCCGUCACCGGUCUCCGUGACGAGUGGGGUGACUGGUGCAACGUCGACGGCGCCGGCUUCGGUGUCCGCCCCACGGCCAACACUGGCGACGACCUCGCCGACGCCUUCGUCUGGAUCAAGCCCGGUGGCGAGUCCGACGGCACCAGCGACGAGUCCGCCACCCGCUACGACAGCUUCUGCGGCAAGCCCGACGCCUUCAAGCCCUCGCCCGAGGCCGGUACCUGGAACCAGGCCUACUUCGAGAUGCUCCUCAAGAACGCCAAGCCCGCUUUCUAAGCUCGCCAAUGCCGUCGUUGCCGCCGCCGCACUAGCAGUCGUGGUGCUCGGGAAUAUGUCCAAUGCUUCCGGGCCCGCGGGCAAGGGAUUCUAGACGCGGCAGAAAGGAAAGGCUGUUUCUCUUCAGGUGUAUAUAUACAUAUAUAGCUCAGUAUAUAUAUGAUUAUUACGAAACUAUAAUCGGAAGUGAUUGGCGUCCCAUAUUCGAUCGGUGAUUUUUGU
Molecule: messenger RNA, 1398 nt
Organism: Phialemonium atrogriseum
Lineage: Eukaryota; Fungi; Ascomycota; Sordariomycetes; Cephalothecales; Cephalothecaceae
Product: 1, 4-beta cellobiohydrolase
Exons: 4
Coding region: 1-1176 (391 amino acids)
Biological process (GO): cellulose catabolic process
Molecular function (GO): hydrolase activity, hydrolyzing O-glycosyl compounds
Source: RefSeq, a predicted model, not a curated record